Carassius auratus (goldfish) is the source of this 1587-nucleotide messenger RNA. RefSeq names its product ubiquitin carboxyl-terminal hydrolase MINDY-3-like. The record is from RefSeq and is a predicted model, not a curated record. The transcript has 6 exons. Lineage: Eukaryota; Metazoa; Chordata; Actinopteri; Cypriniformes; Cyprinidae. Gene Ontology annotation, molecular function: K48-linked deubiquitinase activity; cysteine-type deubiquitinase activity. The coding region runs from base 230 to 820 and encodes 196 amino acids. Gene Ontology annotation, biological process: protein K48-linked deubiquitination.
UUCACCAUCCCUGAUGUAGAACAUGUUUCAGUGCUCCUAUAAUAAUACAAUCAACCGUUCAUAAUCAGUUCUAGUGAUUAAUGUGUAAAUUGGCGUCCUAUCAUUUUCAUAAGCUGAUUGAUUGAAUAGUUGGCAGUUCCUGUAAGUAUUACAAAUCAACUUAUCGCAGUGAAUCAACCUGUUCGUGAUGGUUCUGGAAUGUGGCUGACCAGGCCGUCAUGGCAUUGGUAUGGAGAUUGGCGCUCAACUGCGAUUUCAGUUUUUUUUUUUUCUGCUUUUAAAGGUUGGCGCAUUUCUCAAAUCUCCAAAGUUCCCUAUUUGGAUCCUUGGCAGCGAGACUCAUCUCUCAGUAUUCUUCACUAAGGAGAUGGCUUUGGUGGCCCCCGAGUCUCCUUCAGAGCAGGCUAGAAGAGUCUUCCAGACCUUUGACCCGGAAGAUAAUGGGUUCAUUCCAGACACACUGCUUGAAGAUGUUAUGAAAGCGUUGGAUCUUGUCUCUGAGCCAGACUAUGUGAAUCUGAUGAAGAGUAAGCUGGAUCCAGAGGGGUUGGGAAUAAUUCUGCUAGGCCAGUUUCUGCAGGAGUUCUUUCCUCACCAGGAUUCUGUGAUCCCAGACUCAUUUCCUGUGUAUCACUAUAAUGGCCUGAAGCAGUCCAACCACAAUGAGAAGGUGAGUUACGUUGAGGGCACUGCUUUGGUCAUGGGUUUUGAGGACCCCAUGGUACGUACGGAUGACACCCCGGUCAAGCGCUGUCUACAGACCAAAUGGCCCUACAUCGAGCUCCUGUGGACAACAGAAAGGUCGCCCUCCCUCAAUUAACCUUUUAUCUCUCACCAUUCACCCAUCAACCUCUGGCUACACAGCCUGCUGACUUCAGGAACGCUCUUAGGACUCCUUGCUCUCUCCGCACUACAUUUAGAAGGCCAACACGAGACCUGAUGUUCAGAGGAGAGACGAUGCUCUUCGCCUGACACUCACACAAAGCAUCCGGUUUGCUUUUUACACAGCUCAACUGGCUUGAUUAUUGGGCUAAUUUUGUGUUUAAAGCCCAGGUGUUUCUUUUCUUUUCUUUUUUUUCUAAAUUGUUACUUUGUUGCCAUCUCGUGUGAAUACCAAAUGUAUUUGCUUUGCAGGUGUUCAUAUAAUUUUUGUUAACUUUCAACAUGAUUUUGUUUACUGGUCUGAAAUAAGUCGGAGUAAUUUAUGGAAUUGUUAAUAUAUUGUUUUGUUUUUUGGAAGUUUGAUUGUCAGCAGUUGUAAAUAUUUAAGGGAUCAUUUGACCAAAGGCUCUGGUUGGACAUAAAGUAUUUGUGUUUGUCAGUGGUCAGCAUAGGACCCACUAUAUUGUGCAGCACUCGGCCCUGAGAGGAAGUCUGUUUAGACAGGUUUACUAAAGAAUGCACUACAACCCCAUGCUGGGCACCAAACGACAGUGGAGAAUCGGGCAAUUUUAGUAUUUAAACUUUGAAGUAACAACCCUCCAGGAGGGAUUCCCUGCAUGAGAGAGAAGAAUAACACUGACAAACGCUCACCCUUUAUUUAUUCUGAUCCUAAUGGUUCACUAAAAUAAACACUUUUGUUCAUCA